AUGCAAAGACAAGUACCUCCAAGGUUAUAUACAGAUGCUCCAAUAACAUCAGCCUUAUCGUUAAGAACAAAUCAAGCAACAGCAGAAGGUACAACAACCACCUUAGCUUCACAAAAUGCCUUUUUAUCUAAUGUAGAAGAAGAACAAAAUAAAAAAUUAGAUAAUGAAAUUGAAUAUAUUGUGACGAGUUUUCGCGAUAUCGUUAAAAGUCCCGGCUUUCAUGAAAUGGUUAGAAUGCCUGGCAGAUCUGAAGAUAGGCCCGUUGAUAAAGAUAAAUAUAGAAAUGCUUUGGAUGGAUUCCUUGUCGAGUUAAGAGCUGCAACUUUGGUACGAUCUUGUGAGUCACUUUUAACAAUGACACAUGAUUUAAAAACAACCCUUUUGUUAAAUGAUACACAAACACUAAUGAAAUUGCAUGAAGAUCGUAGAAAAGCACUAAAUGCUAGAACGUUAAAAAUAAAAUCGAAAAUUUUACAAUUAAACGAUGCUAUAAAUGAUGCUAUUUGGGAAAUGGAAAGCGUUUUAGGUGGAGGUCAACCAAAUGGUACAAAUGGUAGUUUAAGCAAUAUAAAAAUGGAAAUUAAAUAA
Messenger RNA from Funneliformis geosporum, 588 nucleotides. NCBI's taxonomy places the organism in Eukaryota, Fungi, Glomeromycota, Glomeromycetes, Glomerales, Glomeraceae. The record is from the annotation of a GenBank genome assembly.